GCAAGAUGAAGGGACUACUGGUUCUAAUAGCUUUAUUUGUGGCUGUGAUUGGCAAAAAUACUUUUAAAGGGCAAGCUAAUUCAUUUUGUCUUCAGCUGACCAUUAAAUACACCAGAUGUUGAUAGAAUUGUGGAAAAGACACCAGGUUCUUCGGAUCACUGCAAAUAAUGAGGCUCAGAUCACUCUCCUGAAGGAGCUUUCUGAACAAGCACAUCUUAGACUGGAUUUCUGGAUGGAGCCCAUUCGUGAGUCCCUGCCCAUUGAUGUUCGUGUCCCCUUCAACAGUCUCCAAACUGUCAAAGAUUUCCUGGCACAAAAUCACAUUGAGUAUCGUGUCAUGAUUGAGGAUGUUCAGAAUUUACUGGACGAGGAGGAGCGUCAGAUGUUGAAAUCUCGUCCCACUCCAAGAACUACAGAUGAUUUUGUCUUCUCCAGCUACCAUGACCUGAACACUAUAUACGCAUUCAUGGAUACCCUUGUGGCGGAAAAUAGUAAUCUGGUUAGCAAAAUUGUGAUCGGUCAGAGCUAUGAGGGUCGCCCCUUGAAUGUCUUGAGGUUCAGCACUGGAGCGAAUCAUCCAGGUAUGUGGAUUGACACUGGCAUCCACUCCAGAGAAUGGGUCACCCAGGCCAGUGGAAUCUGGUUUGCCAAGAAGAUUGUGACAGACUAUGGACGAAAACCUUCCCUUACCAACAUCCUUAACAAUUAUGAUAUCUACUUAGAGAUUGUCACCAACCCUGAUGGCUACCAAUACACCCAGACCAUAAACCGCAUGUGGCGUAAAACCAGAAAGCCAAACCCUGGCUCCGACUGUGUUGGAGUUGACCCCAACAGGAACUGGGAUGCUGGCUUUGGAGGGACUGGUUCCAGCAACAAUCCUUGCUCCGAGACCUACCAUGGACCUAGUGCUGAAUCUGAGCCAGAGGUCAAGGCCAUUGUGGACUUUGUGAAAUCUCAUGGCAACCUCAAGGCUUUUGUGUCCAUUCACAGCUAUUCCCAGAUGCUCCUCUACCCAUAUGGAUAUACUCACACUCCUGCCAAAGACCAGGCAGAACUGCAUGUACUUGCCAGAAAGGCCAUCACUAAACUGCAGUCUUUGUAUGAGACUCAGUAUAAAUAUGGUAGCAUCGUUACCACCAUCUACCAAGCCAGUGGAGGCACUAUCGACUGGACCUAUGACCAGGGCAUCAAGUACUCUUAUACCUUUGAGCUGAGAGAUACUGGUCGCUUUGGUUUCCUCCUGCCUGCCAAUCAGAUUGUCCCCACUGCUAAGGAGACCUGGCUGGCCUUGAUGGCAAUCAUGAAGCACACCAAGAACAAUCCAUAUUAAACAUACAAUAGAAUUUCACUAAUCAGUCAAACUCUAUGAAAGAAUCUGAAUAAAAAACAGCCAAAAGAACAACAGUCCACAGAUGAAUGUUGCAUGGAAAUAAGUGAAGUAACCAUUGAGAUGUGACAUAUAUUUGAGAUAUGCGGCAAUAGUUGUACACAUGCGUAACAGUGAAUUUUCUUGAAAAUGUAAUAGAAGAUAACAAAGCAGGCAAAUUGAAUUAGAAAGAUUGCAUUAUAUUCACUUGUAGAAACACAAUAAAAGGAAUUCUGUGAAAGAAAUGGGAUAACUGUUGGCUGCUAAAUACCUACAACUAUAUGUACACAUUUCAUCAACACAUUACAUGCAUGAUCUUGCACAGAUUAUGCUUUAUAUCAAUGUGUAAGGUCUUGGGACCACUUUAACAAGUGUUAUUUUAUCUGGAAAAUUCAAAGAUGGUUAAAAGGGUUUAUAUCAUGAAGAAUCAUAUUUUUCUUCAUCUUUUGAGAUAAAAUUGCUAGAUGUACUAUGAAAACAUACUGUAAUUGCCUAGUCGGCCAAUAGCUAGUGCCGGCUCUGUGUAUGUAGAAAGGCUGGCUAAAGAGCAUUGCAGUAGUCUAGUCUAGAUAUGACAACAGACUGAACAAGGAGUUGUGUAGCAUGUUCAGAUAGGAAGGGUCUUGUUUUCCUAAUGUCGUAGAGUGCAAAUCUACAGGAUGGUGCAGUUUUUGAAAUGUGGUCAGUAAAGUUGAGCAGGUCAUGGAUGGUAACCCCCAAAUUUCUGACCAUUUUGAAUGGUGUUAUUGUAGAUCAUUGUUUCCCAAACUGGGGUACGUGAGGUGACAAUGGGGUUACGCGAAUACAAUUCUGAGAUUUACCGUUCUUUUUUAUCACAGUCUAAAAUAACAUUCAAACUCAGUUCAUGUAUUUCUUACUGGCAAAAAUUACUUUGUGUGUCCUCUUGUGUAGAAACACCAAAAUUGUUGUGUCAUAAAGGUCAGAUAAAUAUACAAUGACAUAACCCUAUCUUUUGCAUUCAAAAAUGUAUCUACUCAUGUGUCAUGCAUCACACAAGUAUCUUUUUUCACCAGCCCACCAUACUGCCAGGUGACGUAGAUUAUAGAUAGCAAGUAAAAUUGAUACUUCACUGUUUUACCAGACUCGCAUAGUCAGUCAGUCGUCCACAAUUUCAGUUUGUCUAUUUUUUUCUUGCAGUUUAAAGUGUAAUUUGUAUUUAAGGUUAGACGAAUAGGGAGUUUUGAUUCUGAUGGUACACGUUCAUAAGAUUUGAUAACAGGUGUCAGACAUCCAGUGCGGCCAAAUAUUCCACAUUCACAAGCAAUCAUUUUCACUCACAUUUGCUUGCAUGCUAGAGACAUGUUUUUACAUUGCUGCAUUAUUCAGCAAAUGAGCUCAGCCUUGCUAAUAUUAUGGCAAGCAAGCACUUUGAAUCACAUCAUUUAUAUGUUUAACCUUUUUCCAUCUUAAUGGACUAAAUAUUGAAUUAAACAAAUGAAAAUCAAAUGCAAAAUGAUCUCUUCAGUAAUCAAAAUGCUUCUGAUGAUCAAUGAUUUAAAUUGUAACUAUAGUGGAAUACAAUUACAUAUAUUUUGUAUUUUACAUAUGUACUCCAGUUACAUGUACUCCGUUACUCCCUGACCCUGGCAACAGGUACACCUCCAACUGACUCCAAUUAGCCAAUCAGAAUCUAAUUGGCUAAUUGUCAAAAGGCUUGAAAUCAUUUUCUGGAAUUUUCCAACCCGCUUAAAGGCACAGUUAACUUAAUGUA
Molecule: messenger RNA, 3098 nt
Organism: Xyrauchen texanus (razorback sucker)
Lineage: Eukaryota; Metazoa; Chordata; Actinopteri; Cypriniformes; Catostomidae
Product: carboxypeptidase A1-like
Exons: 11
Coding region: 116-1330 (404 amino acids)
Biological process (GO): proteolysis
Molecular function (GO): metallocarboxypeptidase activity; zinc ion binding
Source: RefSeq, a predicted model, not a curated record